AUGGAAUUCAAAACAAGAGACACAAGUCGUCGUCAAUAUAGAAACAACCCUUACCCACGACAACCAUAUUCAACACACUACAAUAACGGAAUUGGAAUUCAACGUAAUGUAAAUACCUAUCAAAGUUCCUCCUAUAUUAGUGGUAGUAGUGGUAGUUCUACAUCUUAUCAUUACCAUCAACAACACUCGAACAGGUUCAACAACAAUAAUAGAGAAACAGGACCACCGACAAAAGUUCCGAAGAAUCAAAGAUCACUACCCUCUAAAGAAAUACCACAACCAUCACCAAAGAUCAAUGAAGAAGAGGUUCAAAAAAAUGCUAUUCGUUAUGGAAAGUUCGAACUUAAUAUAAAGGAAAGGCUUGAUAGUUUUAAAGAGAAAAAGAAAGAUGGUCCAAUAAUCUGUCAUCGUGAAAUGAAAGAAAUAACAAAAGGUUUUGAUAUACGAUUUGAUGAAUGGAGCAGUUUUGUUGCUGCUGCGCCAAAAAUACCACCCAGACCAAAAGAAAAAAAUCCACAACCUAAUAAUAAUCGUUUUUCUCCAUACAACAAGGCAUCAUCAUCUCUAUCACAACAAAAACAAAAUUGUCGCGGAAAAAGAGAGACAAAAGGAGACAAUAAAGAGAGCCAAAGAAUCUUUAAAGAGGAGAGAAAAGGAAAAAUGUCACCAGAAAUUGAAGUGAUUACAUAUCGUUCUAAAAAGGCACCAGAGAUUGCAGCAAAACGACCUGCUCAAAUGGCUCCUAUUGUCAAAUCACCAGAUGCAACUACUCGUGACAGUUCAAAAAUAAAGUUUGAUUCAAAUAAUGAUUUAACAACUACUACAUCAUCAACGUCAAUAUCAACUGUUCCAACAAUUAGCACAAAAAAAGUAUUUGAUAAAAGCAUUCAAUAUUUAGAAGGAAAAGAUAAUGAAAUGUUAGUACAACAUCAGAUAUCAACUCAAACUGAUGAUUAUAAACCUGAAUCAAGAUCUGUUCACGUUCAGACAGAUAAUACUGAUGUCGUACCAAUUGAUCCAGAAGAAGUAUUAUUUUAUCAAACGGUCGCAGAAAGAAAGUUUAAACUGGCAAAGACUUACAAACGUCGAGCUGAUCAUAGUAGACCAGAGAAGGAGUUAAGUGGGAUGACAGAGAAGCAAAAAUUAGAGAGAUUGUCCGAUCACAUGGAAAUUUUGAUUCUAUAUAUAGAGUGGUUCUAUAGAAAUAUUCAAGCACACGGAGAAAAUACUAUCGACAAGAUUGACAAGAUUGGAACUGUGUUAAAUAGCAUUGAUAAUCAUUUCGGCUGGGUAUCCGACAAUGCAAAGAAGCACGACCCACUUGCACUAUUACCACUUAUCAAUAAGCUUAGGGCAAUAUUUCUCAUGAAUCGUUUGGGGUUGGAGCAAAAGAGAUUCACCAAAUUAAGCAAUGAAUAUAUUAAGUCGUUUAAUGAAGAAGCAAAAACUGGUAUUUUUUCUAAUACUAUUCCAAAUAAAUAUAUCAAUACGUUGAAUGAAAUGCAGAAAAGUGCAACAAAUUUAUUCAAGUUGAUUACUAAUUUGUGGGAUGAAGGCAAAGAUUUUCAUGUUAGUAAUAGAGUAAAUAAUGGAGUAAAUCCGUUAAACUUAACAAUGCCAAUUGAGAAAGCAUCAGAAUUCGCUAGAAUGUUUGUUAGUGAUUGGAGAAAUAUUAACAACAUCGAUUUUGUUAGUUUGUCGUGA
This is a messenger RNA of Entrophospora sp. SA101, 1704 nucleotides long. The record is from the annotation of a GenBank genome assembly. NCBI's taxonomy places the organism in Eukaryota, Fungi, Glomeromycota, Glomeromycetes, Entrophosporales, Entrophosporaceae.